AUGACUCCCAGCAAGUUGUUGUUCAGAUCCGGGCCGGAUCAACCUGCAACACGCCGAGGUAUACUGUCUACGGUUGCCUCCUUGUAUGACCCCCUAGGGUUUGUCGCCCCAUUCUUGCUCAUCGGAAAGGGAGUACUGCAGGAAAUGUGCAGACAUGGAACGGGUUGGGAUGAUCCUCUGACUGACGAACUUCGCCCAUGGUGGGAGAGAUGGAAAAAUGACCUUACCAACAUGGAGAAGAUAGACAUUCCCCGGAGCUAUGCACCUGCAAACUUUGGGAGGGUCACCAGACAGGAGUUACACCACUUCUCCGAUGCAAGCACGACUGGCUACGGACAGUGUUCAUAUCUGAGACUCAGAAAUGAAGAAGGAGACGUUCACUGCGCCCUAGUCACGGCAAAAUCACGAGUUGCUCCCACAAAGGUCACCACAAUCCCAAGACUAGAGCUAACAGCUGCAGUCGUCUCAGUGAAAACCAGCAAUGUGCUGAAAGAAGAACUUGGAUACGCUGAUGCCGAGGAGUACUUCUGGACCGAUUCUAAAGUCGUUCUAGGAUACAUUAACAACGAGGCUCGACAAUUCCACACGUUUGUGGCCAACCGCAUCCAGAAGAUACACCUCAGCACAACUCCCCAGCAAUGGAGAUACGUCCCCACUCACCAGAAUCCGGCGGAUCACGCCUCCAGAGGCCUAACUAUCGGUGAACUGAUAUCAUCGGACUGGUUCACAGGACCUGUGUUUUUAUGGGAAAAGGAAAUUGGCCUCUCGGAAGAGGUGAUCCCAGAACUGCCAUUAGGAGACCCGGAAGUGAAAGGAGCUCAGACACUGAGCACAGAAACUACAGAACAAGACUCCCUGGCAGAUCGGCUGUCAGGGCUCUCAUCCUGGUCUCGAGCUGUUCGAGCAGUGGCGCGUAUCCUUCGACGAAUCGGCAAUGAUAAAUCCAAUGGACUCUCCACAGUGAUGAUGAAAGAAGAUGAUCUGCCUAGAAAUGAAUGGAAGUUGGGGUAUACGGUGGGUCUGAACCUCUGA
This is a messenger RNA of Lampris incognitus (smalleye Pacific opah), 1032 nucleotides long. RefSeq lists its product as uncharacterized. Lineage: Eukaryota; Metazoa; Chordata; Actinopteri; Lampriformes; Lampridae. The coding region runs from base 1 to 1032 and encodes 343 amino acids. The transcript is spliced from 3 exons. The record is from RefSeq and is a predicted model, not a curated record.